AGCAGCCCCUGAUGGCUCAAUAAACGCGACCUCACGUGCGGUGUGCUGCCGCGUGGGUGUCGCUACCUUCCAGUUCCUUUUGAGGUUCUCACGUUCCAGUCCACCCCUUCUGGUAACCGACGAAACAUGCGACGAGGAGUGCUCCUCGUUUUCCUGGGCCUUCAUGCAGAUGCCUUGAACAUUACCAGGCGCUGGGGCAACGACGCAGCCCUGCGGGCGUGCUUCGGCGAGAACUACAAGAGAGCAAGCUCGAUUCAGCAUUGCUUUCAGGAGCAUGACACGCACAACACGUGUUGCAUGAUGGACAAGAAGACCAGAGACGCCAACGAUGCUGCAGGCAACCCCAUUGGGCAAGCUUCACUGGAAGCUGCCCGACAGAUUGCAGGGAAGAGUUCUGAGGAGAUGCCGGACAGCGAUGAGUUACUGACGCCCUGGUGUACUUGCUUCGGGUCCCAGGCGCUCCCCUGCCGAUCCGGAAGAGCCUGUCAGGUUUGCUCACACUACGCACAGAGCACGAGCACCAAAGUGAAGUUCGUGAACGACUGCGGCUGUGCCUCCGGGACCCCGGGCAAGGGCUUCUGCAUGUCGAGCAUCUCCAGUUCCGCGAUCUCCGGCUGCGAAGGCUGGGCUCGCGAACAGAUGCAGAUGCCAGGCCAUGCCACUCCAGGCGUCUCCAAACCGAAGGACGGCGACAACAACUGUCCGGCGCUUCAAGGGAAAGCGGAGGUGGACAUCAGUAGCUGCUGAAGGCGCUUCGGCGAACGUCGGCAAGAUCGUGCAGUGAGUGGAAAGAACCGUCGCGCCGAUCGGUGCUGCGAACGUAAACGCUGGCAGGUCAUGUUUUGAGACGAGGAAGAGUAGUCAAC
This is a messenger RNA of Durusdinium trenchii, 866 nucleotides long. NCBI's taxonomy places the organism in Eukaryota, Dinophyceae, Suessiales, Symbiodiniaceae. The record is from the annotation of a GenBank genome assembly.